Molecule: messenger RNA, 2319 nt
Organism: Medicago truncatula (barrel medic)
Lineage: Eukaryota; Viridiplantae; Streptophyta; Magnoliopsida; Fabales; Fabaceae
Exons: 6
Coding region: 1-2319 (772 amino acids)
Cellular component (GO): nucleus
Molecular function (GO): DNA binding; DNA-binding transcription factor activity
Source: RefSeq, a predicted model, not a curated record
AUGGAGGAUGAGAAGAUACAUGACUAUUACUUAAAGAUCCUGGAUAUUGCCAAUUCCUUUGAUUCUCUUGGAGAGAAAAUUUCUUAUGAAAAGCUUGUGAGGAAAAUUUUCAGAUCUCUACCUAAGAGGUUUAACAUGAAGAUUAUUUCAUAUACAGAAGAAAUGUAUCACAAAGUUCAUAAUGGUGCUAUCGCUAACCAUUCAAGGGGGGAAGCUUCAAACAAUGCAAAACAAGAAAAAAGAAAGGAAAAAGUAGAAGAAGAUGGUGAGAAAAAAGAGCUAACUAUUGAGGAACUAGAGGCAAAGAUAUAUAAAGAUGAAAUGCUGCUAAGAAAGAUAAAGGAAGAAAGAAGUAAAAGAGACAAUACUACAUCAUUGGAACAAAGAAAAAGAAAGACAAUGGCUCGUGCACAAGAGCGCAUAUUAAGUUUACUUGAAAAUGAAUUGAGUUUACUCUUCCUAGCGAAUCGUGAACUAAGGUACAUGUUAAUGAUGAUGGAAGUUUGUGAUGCUCGUGGCUUCAUCUAUGGAGUAAUACCCCACGAGGGAAAACCAAUGAGUGGUUCAUCAGAAAAUUUACGAGGCUGGUGGAAAGAUAUAGUUAAAUUCGACAAAAACGGUCCAGCAGCAAUUGCUAAAUAUGAAGCGGAAAAUGGAAUUAAAACAACAAAUUAUGAAAAGUUGAAUGGUGAACCAAUUACACUUCACUCGCUGAAUGAACUAUCCGACACCAUAUUAGGUUCACUUCUCUCAUCAUUAGUGCCGCAUUGUCACCCACCACAACGGAGUUUUCCAUUGGAAAAAGGCAUUCCUCCACCAUGGUGGCCAACAGGGAAAGAAUCAUGGAGGAAGGAGAUGAGAUUUAGUGAAGCACCUGGCCUACCCCCUUAUAGAAAGCCGCAUGAUUUGAAAAAGGUUUGGAAGGUUUAUGUUUUGGCAGCGGUUAUUAAACAUAUGUCUCCUAAUGUUCAUAAUAUUAGGAACAUAGUCAGACAAUCAAGGAGUUUACAAGAUAAACUCACCAUGAAGGAAACAUCUAUUUGGGGUGCAAUUAUUGAUCAUGAAGAAACAAUUGCAAGAAAAAUACAUCCUGAAUUUUUCUCAAGUUUUGAUUCUCGUGUUGAAGGAAGUAAUUAUUUGCUUGUUGAGGCAAAUGAUGUUGAUGUUGUGGAAGGUGGUGAGCACAAUCUAGCAGAACGAAAACUAUCAUCAUCAUCUUCACCAUCAUCAUCGUCCUUAUCGUCAUAUGAGGGUACUAACAAGAGAAAACGUAAACCUGGCAAGAGAAUUGGUACUCAUCAUAACUCUUUUCUUAACACUCAUCAACAUGCUACACCUCUUGACCAACAUGAAUUCCAGCAAGAGAGGAAUGUGAGAAACAAUCAUCAUGUUACUAGUACACAUAUUGGAAGCAGCAGUAACAUCAACAACAAAAACCUAUUCCAAAUGGUUGGAGUUGAAGUGUCAACUACUCAUCAAAAUGUUGCACCUCUUGCCCAACGUGCGCAAGCUGCGGUACCUGUUGCAGAUCAGAUCACUCAUCAUACAGGUAAUCAUUAUAGUCUAGUAAAUGAUAUGUUAGCUUAUAGGUUUGCGAAGUUGGUUGUUUCAAACUUAAAAAGCUUUGCCGCCGCUGAUUAUGGAUUCCAUAACAAUGCAGGCAAUUACUCAGGAAGAGGAGAAGUGGAUUCUGAUUUGAUGGACAUAUAUAAUUCAGGCAUUCAGCUGAAUAAAAACACCAAUGUCAUGAGUAUGAUGAUUCCAACUCCUGGUGUUAAUCAUAACGUGCACCAUCAAAUCUACCAUGCAAGUGCUCAACCAGAGAAGAACAACAUGAGUACUAUGAUUCCAAAUCACGGUGUCAAUCAAAGCAUGCAUCGUCAAAUCUACACUGGAAGUGUUCAACAGAACAAGAACACCAUCAUGAGUACUAUGGUUCCAACUCCUGGUGUUAAUCAAAACUUGCAUCCUCAAGUCUACACUUCAAGUGUUCAUCAACAACAGAAGAGCAACACCAUGAUGAAUACCUCAAUGAUGAGUAAUUCAAUGCCAGUUAUGAACAUGGUUGCAACUCCCGUAUUUAACCAAAACAUGCAGCAUCAAAUGGAUCAAAAUUUCUAUGCGCAACAAGGGGGUGCAGAUAGCUAUUAUAACUACAAAGUGCGUAAUGCUGAAGUAGCUAAUGUUCCAAUGCAAGCAAAUGUCUCAACAACAAGCUUUGAUCCAACUUUUGAGCAUUUGAAGGCAUUCAAUUCUCAAUUUCAUGUUGAUGCUUACAACAACUCUUUGGCAUCAUCAAGUUAUGAUUGGAAUCAAUAA